AUGGAUGUCAGUGUAUUUGAAAACUUGUCCAAUGAGUUGUUUAUGGAAAUAUUUGAAUAUUUCGACGGUUACAAUCUUUAUCAUGCCUUUAUUAAUUUAAACAUGAGAAUAAAUCGGAUACUCCAAAACAGUCAAAUACGCGUUAAUUUUAUGGGUAUUGAUAAGAAACAUAUUUUCGAUUAUUAUUGUACCACAGUUCUACCAUUCUUUGAAACGAUUAUGUCUCUGAAAUUACAAAGUAUGCAUAUGAAAAUAUUUACUCGUUUGUUUGAUUUUGAACGCUUAACAUUACUUCAAUCAUUAACACUGGACACCAUUGAGUUAAAUGAGAUGAAAAAACAUGUCUUACCAAAACUGCCGACAUUAUCAAAUAUUCGAUUUUUAAAGAUUUUUGAUUUUACUAAUGAAUUUGAAGAAUUAGAGGAUAAUAUUCAUCAAGUAGUAUUUAAAUUGCCUAACUUACUCCAUUGUCAUUUACCUUAUUGUCGAUUUUUAUCAUCAUCAUUCGCAACCAACAUCAAACACUUAAAAAUUCAUUUCCAUUCAUUUAAUGACUUAAUCAAAUUAUUCAAUUAUAUACCAUCAAUCGAAUAUUUAAAUGUUUGUCUUCACAGAGAUGUGUUGAACAAUGACGUCGAUUCAUUCAUGCCUCAAUUUCAGUCAAAACUGAAAUACUUAAAAAUAUCGGUGGUAAAUAUUAAAUUUGAUUUAAUCGAAAUUUUAUUAUCGAAUUUAUUACAUCUUCAGCAUCUAUCAUUUUCAGCGUUUAAUCUAGAAUAUGUUGAUGGCAGACGUUGGGUAUAUCUCUUGUCAAAUUAUUUAACUGAUCUAAAAAGAUUUCAGUUUGAUGUGAAAUAUUGUUGUUUGCCGAAAUCAUUUCUUGGUAACAUUUCCCGCAUUAUACUGACGUUUCAAACAGAGUAUUGGUUAGAACAUCAAUGGUAUUUCGUAUUCAAUUAUUGCCCUCUACAUGAAGAUUUUCAUUUUUAUUCUUAUCCAUGCAAGGAAAAGUUAUAUGUUACAGAAAUGAAUAUAUUCCAGUCGAAAGUGCCACAGAUGUCUGAUAUCUAUGAUUACGUUGAUGAAUUAUAUGUCACAUUGAGCGACAUGGAGAAUGAUUUUGAAGGAUUAAAAAACACGAUUGGCUCUGGCUAUUGGACUUCAAAUGGUUCGGCAUUUCAAAAUGCACACACACUGGUAUUAUCAAAUCCUGAAAUUUACGAACCGAAUAAUUUCUCACCCUCGAUUAAAUUGCUAAAAGAUCUGAAUCAACUAAUCAUCUGGCCCAAACUGAAACAUUUAUCUUACUUUUAUCGAUUUGAAUAUUUAGAAGUAGUACUUCAACAUGCAUCAAACAUUGUUUCGCUUGACUUGCACGAGAAGGAAUAUUUUUUAAAAAUUACAAAAUGCUAUCCUAAAAUAGAAAAAUUUAGAUUUGAAGAAGGCUUUUUAACGUACGAAGACAUCGAACAAGUAUGUCGAGUAUUUCCAAAUAUUAAGCAUUUUACAUUGUGUAUUGAAUCACUUGAGCGUGUUUACGCAAUAUUACCAGCUCUGUUUGAAAAAUGUCGAUCUUUAAACUAUAUAUGUAUAUUCUCUGAUUUAAAAGAAUUCGAUUCGGCAUCGUUCGUAGAGUAUGCAUCUAAAAUAAUGAAGAAUUUUGUUUUUGGUAACAACAGAUUUCGUUUAUGGAUUUGGUGUGAACAAUAA
Didymodactylos carnosus is the source of this 1710-nucleotide messenger RNA. The record is from the annotation of a GenBank genome assembly. NCBI's taxonomy places the organism in Eukaryota, Metazoa, Rotifera, Eurotatoria, Philodinida, Philodinidae.